AUGACCAGGAGACAUCUGUGGAAACACUCCCGAAGGUGCACAUGUAACAAAUACACGGCGCCGGAGGAGAUCUGUGACUCCAGCUGUGAGCAGACCAAACCCACGGUCCAGGGCAGCCUGACAGCCUCGGGCCAGCUGGUGGUCACUAGCACGGCCAAUGAUGGCUCGGGGGAGGUCACGACAAAGCCCGUGCCCAAUGUGAUCGGUCCCAGCGUUCACACCUCUGGAACCAAAGACAUCCAGAUCGCAUCGUUUGAUGCCAGCGGAGCCAUGGGCCACAUCGUCAGAGACAUGGCUGACUUGGAGCAACUGAUUUUUGCUGAGAGUGAUGAAGCUACUACGGUGAUAUCCACCACUUUCUCUGACUUCAACGUGACUUCAAGCAGCAGGCGUCGUCUCCUGCAGUCGGGUGGUGACGCUGUGUCAGUGCCUGGCAUCGCCAACCCCAUCGUCUGCCUGGCCUUAGAGGACAUGCUGCUCUUCCGGGUCAGCCUGGACCCCGUUAACCGUAGCCUCAGCCACUAUCCGGUCUAUCGCAAGGACCACCUCUUCAACACCAACCCAACCUACGACUAUAGCGAGUUCCGCGACCUCCGCUUCUACGUGGAGAGUACGGAGGUGGCCAUCUCAUCCUUCGCCCACGUCUUCACCGAGUCGGGCCAGUACGUCUUCGCCGAUGCCCAGGAGAUCCAGUGGGAGGUGAUUGUGUCGGUGCAGCCGGCAGGCUCGGCCUGCGACAGCACGCGGUCGGUGAUCCAGCCGUCUUCCCCAGCCAACCUGAACCUUCAGAGUGUGAAGAAGCAGGAUGCCAUGAACGAGGAACCAGACUGGGGUCUUAUCAUCGGUAUGCUGGCCUUCCUGGCCGCCUGCAUCAUCAUGCUGGUCAUCGCCGUCAUCGUCUGGCGCCCUCGCAGCGCCGGCAUCUACCCACUCAAGAUGUGGAAGCCGCGCUACCGAGCCCUGGGGGCACCCCCGCGAAUUCCUCCCUACCUGCAGUACCAAGAAAACGACAAAGAGUCGCUGUUGCUGAUGGGUCCUCGCAUCGUGGCGGGCGCCGAGUCCACCUCGUCGAAGGCUGGUGAGAAGGCGGAACUUGAGGACUUCAAUGUGAGGACACUGUUUGACAAGCUGGAGGAUCAGACGCUCUACCUGUCCCAGCAGUUGGCCCGGCAGCAAGAGGACCUAAGAGGGUUCUAUGAGCGGAUGUCACAGCAGACAGAUGGACUCAAGGGUCUCCUGCUGAGCCUGGACAUGUCCAAGCUGGAGAAGAUCGAGAAGGAACGUGCCAGGCGGGCCGAGCGCGAAGGGUACCAGACCAGCGGCGACUCCACCACCAUCGUCAACACCAGCAGGCAGUACAACUUCACCGGUGCCAGCUCCAGGGAGCACGAACUUAUGGAGGCUCUCCAGGUCCUCCUGGACCGCCUCAACUCCGGCAAGAUCCCCCUCAGCCCCGAGAUGCUGGAGCAGGCCGGCUUGGCUUCGGCCUCUGGGGGCCGGGCAGCGGCCAAGCAAGGCAGCGUGGCGGACAGCCUGCUGAGGAGGCAGAACAGCGAGAGGCUGGAGCUGGAUAAGGAGCUGCGCAAGACCGAGGAGAAGGAGAUCGACAGCUUGAUGACAGAGCAGGACAAGAAGCGGCAGCAGCUGAUCACGGACCUGUCCGCCAAGCUGGCUGGCAAGCUGGACGGCGCCGAGACCAGGGAGGAGAUCGACCGGAUCAUGGCCGCCCAUGAGAAGGAGAUGGGCCGGGCCCUGGACAAAUUCGACGCCAGCCGGCAGCGGCAGGCGGAGGAGCUCAGGGCCAGGCUGGCCCAGAAGCGUCAGGCGGCCGAGGUGGGAAUGAAGAGCAGGCACCAGCAGGAGGCUCGCGAGGCGGGCAUCACCCUGACCCAAGAUGACAGCUCAGACGCGGCCAACGUCCUGAAGGACCAGGAGCUGGAGAUAGACGUGAUCCUGGCCGAGGAAGCCCUGGCCAGGGCCAAGGCCCAGGCUAAGCAGAACCGUGAACUGGCCGCCGAGCAGCAGCACAAGAUGUCUGAGAAUCUAACUGCUGCCAUUGAAAACCUGGCCGUGACUGGCGUGCUUACCGCCGAGGCCACCAAGGACAUCGUCCGGGAUCAAGCAGACAUGGAAAGGACCCUCCAGGGCAAGAUAGACAAGCGUCGUAGCCAGCUGACAGCCAACAUGAAGCAGAGGAUGGCAGACAAGAGACGCAAGAAGCUACGCAAACUGAAGCAGACCCAUCAGGAACAGCUAGACGCCUCUACGCAACACAGCGGCAGCGACUCUGACAUCCCAGGAGAUGAGAGAAAUGAACAGCCCUUGCUGGCAGCAGCUGAAACGUCAGGAGCAGACGAGCUGGGCACCUCGGCCGAUCCCGAGGCAAUCAAGGAUCUCCAGGAGCGACAGCGCAAGGAGGUGGAGGCGCUGGAAUCCCGGUUGGAGGCGGAGGAGGCCCAGCAGCUCAAGGAGAUCGAGCGACAGGUGGACGAGGAGUACGGCAAAGAGCUGAGGAAGGGCCACCGAGACAUCCUGGAUAACCUCUCCAAAAAAGAAGAGGUGGACCAGGUGCUGCAGCAACAGCUGAUGGACCAGCUGCGGCGCACCAACGAGAACAUUGCCUACGAGCUGGGCGUGCAGCGGGACCGGCAGGAGGCCGACCUGAGUGCCAAGCUGAACGCCCGGCGGGACCGCAAGAAGCUGGAGGCACGGCGGCUGGCCCAGGAGGACGCCGCCAAGAGGCUGCUGGCUGAGCAGGAGAAGCAGCGGGAGAAGCUGAGCGAGGGCAAGCUGGUUGAAGGCCUCCAGAGCCUGUCGCCAGCUGACAUGGCCGAUCUGACCAUCGAAGAGCAGGCUGUUCUCCGUGAGCACCAGCGGGUGCAAGAGGACCUGACCCAACGCCACAAGGAUGAGAAGGAACAGCUGUCGGAGAAGCUGGUCACCGAAGCCAAGCAGAAAGACGAGGACGAAGCCAAGCGAUUCAACCGGGAGAGGACCAAACUGCUGUCAGAGAAGAGGAACAAGCAGGCCGCCGAGCUGGCUGCAAGGCGGGGAGACAUGUCAGAGGAGGAGGCUGGACAGCUCCUUGCCUCCCAUGCCCGAGAGCUGGAGGAGUUAGAGGACCGGCUGGAGAGCCAGCGGGCCAAGGCCCAGCUGAAAGCCCGGGAGAAGAUGGCGGAACGCCGACGCCGCCUGCUGGCCGAACAGAAGCACAAGCAAGGCGUGGAGAUGGCCCGGGAGCUGUUGGAGCAGAAGAAGGAGCUGGCAGAGGUCAAGUCGGCCGUAGUCAAGAAAGCGGAGCGGGAGGCGAUGCUGGAAGGCAUACAGGAGGAAGGGGUAGACAACACAGAGAAAGUCAUCCGUGCGGUUCUUGAAAAGCGGCAGGCACAGGAGCUGCAUGAUCUGGAUGCCCAGUUCGCAGCCGAGCGCCAGGUGGCCAUCGAGGGCGCCCUGACCAAGCUAAACGACAAGUACCACGGCCGGCGGGAGACCCUGCUCCAGCGGCACGAGCGGGAGCUGUCAGACCUGAGCAAGGCGGCCGACUUGUCGCCUGAAGCUGCCGAGCAGCGCCGGGCAGCCCUGCUGAACCAGCAGCAGCUGGAGCUGAGCAAGCUGGAACGAGAGAUGGCCCAAGAGAGGCGGGACAUCGAGCAAGGGGCGCUGGCCGACUGGGAGCUGAGGUACGCCCACGGCAAGCUGGAGAUGAAAGAGAGGCACUAUCAGGAAUAUGCGGAUGCCCUGAGGGAACUUAGCGCUGACAGAGACAACCAAAUGGUGAGCGCCGAACAAGCUGCCAAGGCUGCGCAGGAGCUGGAAGAGGUGAGGCAGAAACUAGAGAAGGAGAGGGAAGCCAACGAAGAGAAGCUCAGGAAGGAGACUGAAGACUUCGAAGCAGCCGAGAAGUUGCGCAUGGCUGCCGAACUGGCUGACUUUGACAAGAGCCUGGCCGAGGAGGAGAGAAAGGAAAAAGAGCGCAACGAGAAGCGGCUGGCCGCCCUGAACAAGCGUAAGGAGGAGAUGGUGAAGGAGAAGGAACAGAAACACAAGGAGAAGCUGGAAGCCCUGCAGAAGAGCGGAGGCAGCAAGGAGGAGAAGGACAGGCUGGUGGAGGAGUACGAGAAAGACCUGGCCAAGAUGAAGAACAAGAUGGAUGCCGACCGGGUCCGCAUGCAGAGUGACUUGGAGGAUCGUUUGAAGAAGAGACGUGAGGAACGUCGCAAGGCCAAGGAGGAAAACCUCGUGAGCCAGCAAGAGGAGAACAAGCAGGACCAUGAGGAGAAACUCCGGCAGGAGAAGGAGAAGAUGAGAGCAGAGGAGGUGAUCAUUUUGAAGGAGUGCGUGGACACCGACCACCUCCUGUCUGGCGAGCUGGCCCCGGGUGUCGCCUAUGAGGGCAUGCAGCAGAAUGCUGCAGGUUUCCCGUCUGCGUAUGCCUCGGCUGCGCCGCUCAGCGAUGCCGACUUUGCCGCCCUGCUCAUGGCUUCUCCGCUGUACAAGAAGUUGGAGGAGAUCAAGAGGACCAUGGAUGACGCAGACCUGCCGCCCAAAAAGCGAGGACAGGACGAACCUUUUGUUGACGAUCAUGAUGCUGGCUGGACCCAAGACACAGAGCUGGUGCCUGUAGACCUGAGCCGUCUCAGCCCCCGCAACUUUGUCAUCUACAAGUUUGGUUGCUUUGUGGCGCGGCUGGUGGCCACUCGCUGUGCCCACAGCCCGGUCACCUUGCUCCUGGCCGAGCGGAUCCCCGUCAACGACAGGCUGGCCCGUAACACCUAUCGCAACUCCUACCACUUCGACGACACCAACAAGAUCCUGUACGUCCGCCAGGCACGGCUGGACACAGUGGGGGAGUUUGUGCUGGUGCUGGUCCACGCCCUAGCUCACAUCAAGACCGGCGACAUGCGCGACGACACGUCAGCCGGCUUCACCCGCGAGUUCCACCAGGCGCUCUCGGCCGUCUGUAAUGACCUCUUCUUCGCCCGCUACCGCCACGGUACCAACCUGCCCGCCCCCACCCCAGGGGAUCAGGGCGACGGACCGGAGGGCAAGACCGGCCAGAAGGUGCUGGCUGCCCUGAUGGGCGGGGCCGAGACGGAGGCAGAGAAGGACGAGAUGAUCGAGAAGCUGUUGGACGUCAAGUUGCUGCGAGGGACCGACUCUGAUGGGGUACACGUGACGGACGAGGACCUACAGAAGAGGUUGUCCAAGUACGGCAGCUUCGCCACCAACCAAGAGAUGCAAUCUCUCUUGGGCACUGCUGAGGAUAAGAUAGCCUUGGCCCGACAGCAUGGGGCCCAUGAGGCAGUAGAGAGCCGCCUGGCCACACUGACAGGCGGCCAGACUCCACUAGCUACCAAGGCCACGAUGGCAGCAGCCAAGAGAGCCGUUGAGGAACUGCCAGGAGAGCUAAGUGGCACUGCUCUCUGGCAGAGCGUCGCCCAGCCCGGAGUGGCCAGCGGGGGGACCCAGGAACAGGCUAGAAAACCUACCAAGGGACAAGACCAGCACCUAGUCUAUCUGCAGGACGAGGUGAAAUCCCUGGAGGAUAAGGCGGACCGUAUGAGUGUGGAGUUCUCGGGGCUCAGCACCCAGGUGAUGGAGACGCAGGACACCAUGGCCCAGAUGACGCAGGAGCUCGAGGCUCAGAAGGCGCUGAAGGAAGGCCAAUUUGACGAAUCAGAGCCGGCACUGAUCCGGUACACUACGGCCAGGCUGGCCGAGGCCCAAGAUAAGCUGACCUUGCUGACCAUCCAACGGGACAGCUUGUCCAAGAGGCUGGACGCAGUCCGCGGCCAGCUAGAGGAGAAACAGCAGCAGCUGCACUCAUACGUCCGAGGACACAAGAAGUGAGAGGACGUCCUCACUGUUGCGUAGGAGAAUUCAUCAUGAAGGAAAGCAACCACCCUUUGAACUGAGCCGAAAAGGACUUCAGUUAUGUCCAUCAGAUUUGAGUUAUUGGGGAUAGGGAGAUGGAUUCGUUGACAUAUUUAGCAGUGCACAUGAAUUGGAAAUAGCUUGUCAAGAAACUAUCAUUCCAAAGUUUGUUUUAUCAAGCACAAAUAUCAAAGCGAGAAAAACAACUUGUCAAAGAACCGAAGCAGAAUUGAUCUUGAAGCUCAAAUUUGUGUGCAAGUUUAACGGAAGGUUAUUUGGAUUUCAAUCAGAGUUCCUGCAGGAAUUCCAUUUUAUUGGUCAGAUCUGAACUGUGACAAAGUGGGCUGUAAGGUUGCCUGAAUUCUCUCUACAUUGGAGACUUUUUCACGAGCAGCUGUAAAUACUUUUGAUUACACUUGUUCAUCAAUUUUGCAAUACAUGGCUUGAUUUUUGUCACAGUUUAAAAUCAAAAUUUCAUCUUAGUUCAUUUUUCUAAUUAAGUAUUUUUGGUACUCAGAGAUGCACAUUAUAUUUUCUAAAACUGUUUUUGUGUGUGAUUAUUUCUAUAAAACAAAGUAGCAAUUAAUAAAUUGAUCACAUGAAAUUGACUACUUGUAUCGAAAUAGCCAAUUUGACCACUUUUAUAUUUUCAGUUUUUUAUUCCGUCCAACAGUUUAAUGAAACUUUGUAAAAGUGAAAUCAAAGCCGUCCACAUGAAAUAAUUGCGAACACUUUUUAGUAAAGGAAACAUGCUCGUAUUGUACUGUCACCAUAGACCAAGUUUUUAGACCUUUAAAUCAAAGAUGGUGUUUGAACAAACAACUGUCCCUUAUUUAUUGUUAAAAAGUCAAAUUUUUCAAAAGACAGAUUUGUAUGCUGUGCCAACCUUUUUGUCUACAAAUAUGUUAAUUUCAUUUUAAUUCAUAUCAUAGCACUGUUUAUGUAUAUAUUGUAGCUUUCUUAAAAUCAAUUUGUCAGGCAUUUGUGUUUAAAGUCAGUUACAUAGAGAUUCAGAAUAACUAUUCAGAAUUGUCAGGUUUUGAGUGCACGGGUUGAUAUCUGUUCAUGAAUUUUGUGUAAAUUUUGGGAAUAUCUAAAGCUGUACAGAAUUCUUUGGUGGAUGUAGGAAAGUUGACAUAUUUAUCUCGUGUUAUUUUUAUUUCUGCACAAUGAUUAGGAGUUUUUAAAUAGUACAGUUUCUUUUCACCUGGUUCUGUCGAGAAAAUUGACUCCGUCCACAUUUUCCACAUACACCUGCUUACAUGUACGUUGAAAUGAGCUGCCAUAUUUAUAUGGAAACAACACUUGAUCACCUUGAUGAAGAUAUGGAUUUUGUAGCUACUUUUUUUCAGGAUGAAAAUUUUGCAAUAGAUGUAAAAUGUUCAAAGUCUAGAGAAUAAAGAGAGAUAUAAAAUGA
Acanthaster planci (crown-of-thorns starfish) is the source of this 7291-nucleotide messenger RNA. RefSeq lists its product as uncharacterized. NCBI's taxonomy places the organism in Eukaryota, Metazoa, Echinodermata, Asteroidea, Valvatida, Acanthasteridae. Gene Ontology annotation, cellular component: extracellular region. Gene Ontology annotation, molecular function: protein binding; chitin binding. The record is from RefSeq and is a predicted model, not a curated record.